Entamoeba dispar SAW760 is the source of this 252-nucleotide messenger RNA. Its product is annotated as twinfilin, putative. Lineage: Eukaryota; Evosea; Mastigamoebida; Endamoebidae. Gene Ontology annotation, molecular function: actin monomer binding; actin filament binding. The record is from RefSeq and is a predicted model, not a curated record. Gene Ontology annotation, biological process: actin filament depolymerization; barbed-end actin filament capping. Gene Ontology annotation, cellular component: cytoplasm; actin filament. The coding region runs from base 1 to 252 and encodes 83 amino acids. The transcript is spliced from 2 exons.
AUGUCACACAGCAGCGAUGGAAGUGGAAAUACAAAAAGUGCACCUGUUAAACAAAGAAUGUUAUAUUCUACUUCUAAAGGUGCUGUUGAAUCAGUACUAACUGGUAAUGGAAAAGAAGUUGAUUUAAAACUAGAAAUCAAUUCACCAAAAGAUUUAAGUGUUAAUGAAAUUCAAGACAAAAUCCAUCCACCACCAGUACAAGAAAAGAAAAUGUUUGCUCGUCCAAAACCAAAAUUCUGCAGAAAGAAAUAA